Zootermopsis nevadensis is the source of this 4398-nucleotide messenger RNA. RefSeq names its product sushi domain containing 2 mesh (gene mesh). Lineage: Eukaryota; Metazoa; Arthropoda; Insecta; Blattodea; Termopsidae. Gene Ontology annotation, biological process: cell-matrix adhesion. The record is from RefSeq and is a predicted model, not a curated record.
GAGUGGUUAAUUUUUAUUAAGCUCCGCGUUUGUGUUCAUCAGAAGGGGUUUUGAAUCGGCGACUUAGCAGUUCUUUCAGUUUUCGCCAGCUCGGUGCAUACCCGGGCAUAUUUUUUUUAAAAAAAUGUCGCGGUAUCCAAGGCCACUCACGCUCUUGGUCGUCGUGGUAUUUGUUUCGGUUGGUUCAAGAGCUGUGUUCGGUUUGGACGCUGCCAAAUCUUUCGAAUCAAGUGGAGAUUCUUCGGUUGAAGCCGGAGUGGACAGUGUUCAGAGUCCAGAAAAUUCUGAGAACGAAUUGGUUGGUAAAAUAGCAGAACCCGGACCAAAUGCAAAAUCUCUUGUGCACGAAAUCGAAUUGGUGGAAAAUGUGGAAAAUGGAAAAGACACGGAUGUCGAGGACAUGCCUGAUGUUUCUGAAGCGAAGCCAUUUGAUGAUAAGACGAGAUCAGGAAAUUUAGAUGUGUACUACGACUGUAAAGAUAACAGGUUUGGUCCUCCGACCCAUCGACUCGGCCCAAAAGAAGAGGCCUACGUCAUCACCGAGACUCGUCUCAGGGAGAUCCGCAGCGAAUUCAUGUAUUGCUUCUUCGAUAAGGGUGGUGAUGAUGGCAAUGGUGAUUAUCAGCAGGACAUCCACAACUCCAUACCUCAAAUCCACAAGAAUUUUAACUUCCAGCUGCCCUUCUAUGGAUUUCGGUUCAAUUAUACCAGGCUUUCCAUGAAUGGGUACCUUGAGUUCAGCGACCCACCCGAGCACUACACGUACCCCCUCGUAUUUCCGAAUAAGGAAUGGCCCACGAAGAAUGACCCUUCCUUCAUCGGGAUCUUCUUCACCAAGUCUCGUAUCGGCAAGAUCCGCAAUGAAGACGUUGAUCAAAGGAGGCCAGGAAUGUAUUUCCGCCUAGAGCGAGAUCUGCAAUCUCGUACCGAUCAAUUUGGCGUCGAGAUGAGGGAACGCCUGAAGUGGGAUAUCCGCGAGGGGAUAAUUGGGUCAGACACCUUUGAUCCGAAACACGCUGUCAUUGUUACCUGGAAGAACAUGUCAUUUGCUGGGGGCAUUGAUAAUUCGCUCUACAGAACAAACACUUUCCAACUGAUAUUAGCCACGGAUGAGGUUUAUUCGUACGCCAUAUUCAAUUACGUUAACCUGCAAUGGACCAGUCACACAGAAGCGGGGGGUGACACAACUACAGGAGAGGGUGGCGUGCCAGCAUUUAUUGGAUUUAAUGGAGGAAAUGGGACUCAAAGCUUUGACUACAAGCCUUACUCUCAAAAUUCAGUUUUGCGAGACUUGGUAGGCAGGGGCUGGACGAACGGCUUCCCAGGAAGGCACAUAUUUCGCAUUGACGAGAAAAUCAUGGUUGGGAAUUGCAACAAAGAUCUUGCGGGAGCAAAUCUGGAUUUGGUAUUUGCUCCAGAGAGUGGCAAUAUGUUGGGAGGAACUGUCGUUAACAUAACUGGACCCUGUUUUGUUCCUGGAGAGAAAAUCCAAUGCAGGUUUGAUGACACGACUAUAACGGGAACAGUGGUGGAUUCCAACAGAGCUAUUUGUGUCCAGCCAUUCAUGAUGGCUGAGGGUUAUGUGCGUUUUGAAAUAGCAACUGGAGAAUCCAAAUUUAACUGGAAAGGAAAAUUCUUUGUUGAGACCCCAGCGACAGCAACAGACAGAAUUUACUUUGAAGGCGAUGAUGUACAUCAGCGCGCCCCAGCUGAAAUUAAGAUGUCUUGGAACAAACGCAAUUUAACAACCAGUGAGAAUGCUCCUAUCAAAAUAUCACUGUGGGGAUACAGAGAGACAACGAUUCGACCAGAGCUGCUGUACAUAGACAUGAUUGAGGAAAGUGCUGUGAACUCGGGUACGUACACCAUCUCGCCGGGAAACUUCAGAUCACGUUCAAACCCAGCAACUGAUAAUCUGAAAUUUGGAUUUAUUCACAUCAACCUGACCAAUCCAGCACAACACGCGGGUCUCACAGUGUCUCCGGUGAUGUGGAGUAAACCCAUUCCAUUGGCCUGGUAUUUCAAUGGCCAAUGGGAACGCAAAUAUGGGUCAAGAUGGAGUGAGGACCUGUGCAAUGAAUGGAUAACUGAUGAUCGCUACCUCAAGAACUUUGCUGCUGAAGUUCCACAGUGCCCCUGUUCAUUGGAGCACGCUUUGUCCGAUAAAGGUCGCUACCUACCCGACUUUGACUGUGACAAAGAUGCAAAUCCGAGCUGCUUCUACCACAAGGGGGCUGUGCACUGUGUCCGUUCUGGAGCACCGAGUUUGAUUGGCUCUGGCCAGCAGUGCUGCUAUGACAAGAACAAUUAUCUGAUGCUGAGCUAUGACCAGCAAUGGGGGUCGUGGCCUCACAGAUCACAUAACAUUGGUUUCCUACCCUGGAAUGAAGCUAACAAGGUUCCAACUCUCUCGCACUGGUAUCAUGACAUCGCGCCGUUCUACAUGUGCUGUUUGUGGCAAGAAGAGCAGGCGGUCGGCUGCGAGACCUUCCGCUUUGAGCGCCGACCCACGCAGGACUGUGUUGCCUACCAGUCACCCUCUGUUGCCACUGUGUUUGGCGACCCACAUAUCGUCACGUUCGAUGACUUGGAGUACACGUUUAAUGGGAAGGGAGAGUUUGUGUUGCUACAUUCUGACACUCCAAAGCACAAAUUUGAUGUUCAGGGACGUUUUGAGCAGCUUCCCCAAAAUAUCUACGGGGAGGUGAGAGCUACACAGCUGACAUCUGUUGCAGCCAGAGAUAAUGCCUCGACUAUAGUCGAAGUACGCUUGAGACCAAAGCAUGCCCAGUGGAGGUACCAUCUUGAUGUGUUUGCUGGAGGAAAGAGAGUGUACUUCGAUAGGUCAUCCUUGAGGAUACAGCACUUCCCUGGAGUGACGGUGUAUAUGCCAACGUACAUUCUUAACCAGUCCGAGAUCAUAAUGAUGUUUGAAUCUGGCGCUGGAGUCGAGGUUAUCGAGAAUGAAGGUUUCAUGACUACGAGAGUCUACUUACCUUGGUCAUUCAUGAAUCAAACACGAGGUCUGUUUGGAAAUUGGAGUCAUGACAUCAUAGAUGAUUUUACACUUCCAAAUGGAUUGAUGGCAGGUGUUGGAUUGGGCAUUAACAAUUUUGAAAGUAUUCAUAGGGACUUCGCAUUACACUGGUUAAUAGAGGACAAAGAUGAUCCCAAUAAAGGUGUUGCACUCUUUACUAGAGAAUUUGGUAGAACUGCAAAUUUCUAUGCCAACAAGACAUUUGUUCCGGAGUUUCGAAAAACGCCACAAGACAUCAUUCCUAGCAACAGGAGUAAAGACAUUGAGAUGGCGCACAGUUUGUGUGGAGAAGCAUACCAGUGUCUCUAUGACUAUGCGAUGAGUCUGAACAGAGACCUGGCUCAUUUCACCAGGAACUACCUGGACAGCUUCGUCAACAUCAAAUCAAGGAACAAGGAAAGAGUGAUAUCAUGUGGUGUUCUGGAGACUCCUCGGUUUGGACGCAAGAGUACCUUCCUUUUUGUACCUGGAUCCAAGGUGACCUUUGAAUGUUCGCAAGAUUUUAUUCUUAUCGGAGAUCAACGUCGCGUCUGCACUGAAACAGGGCGGUGGGACACACCUACAUACGGAUACACAGAAUGUCUACGUCAGCAGGAGUAUUCAUCACGCCAAAUUGGGAUGACAUUUGGUGUUAUUCUGAGUGUGCUGGUACCACUAAUCCUGAUUGGCGCAUGUGCUGCUUACUGCAUUCUUAAAAGGCGUAAAGUUAAGGACACUUCUGCUGAAUCUUGGCACUAUAAACCUGAAGUGCCAGCUUCAGUGGAACCACUGAAAGCAGUGCCUCUUGCCACUAGCAGUUUCAAUGCCUACCGCCACAGUAAUGGUGCAGCGAGUGACCAUAGUGACCGGAGCAGCUCGGGAAGCAGUAGUUUGGGUGGGACGAAGAAGCGCAGGAUGUACGAUCGUUCAUAUCGUACUCAUGAACCACUUCCUGGAAAGCCAUCUGUUGAUUUUGAUGAUAAGUUGUGGGACUUAGGAGAGGAGGAAGAGGGAGGGGGUGUGAACACAUCGCUGACAACUAGUGAUGAAGCACCUUCUGACCUCAGCGGUAAGGCUGUGUACAGACACAGUCGUCAGACGGACAUUUACUAAACAUUGUGCAUUACAUCCAAGGCAAAAUGUUACAGUUCAUAUCAGACUUCAUUGGAGUACUCAUCAUUUUAUUGAUAAAGACUUUAUAAUUAAUGAAACAUGACAACUUAAUCUCAGAUGUAUCUGCUCUCUUUUUGGGUCAUGGGAUUAGAUAGAAAUUAACUUUUUCUUCAGAUCUGAGAAUCCAUUUUCAUUCCAUUGUCAUCCUAAAGAAGUUCACAAUGAGAAUCAUAAAUCAAAAUUUUCUUUCUUAUGGGUAUCUGUGACAG